GAGGGCUGCGCGCCACCACGCCUGGAGGACUCCUCUAGCAUCUGUGCGUGCUAUCCGUAGGACUCCAGAUCAGCCGCCGCUUUGCUCGCCAUGGACCCCAACUGCUCUUGCGCUACCGGUGGCUCCUGCACCUGCGCCGGUUCCUGCACCUGCAAAGAAUGCAAAUGCACCACCUGCAAGAAGAGCUGCUGCUCCUGCUGCCCAGUGGGCUGUGCCAAGUGUGCCCAGGGCUGCGUGUGCAAAGGGGCUUCCGACAAGUGCAGCUGCUGCGCCUGAUUGAGUCGAGCCCUGCUUCCACGUGUACAUAGAAUGACAGAAA
Messenger RNA from Octodon degus (degu), 319 nucleotides. RefSeq names its product metallothionein-1E. Gene Ontology annotation, molecular function: metal ion binding. The record is from RefSeq and is a predicted model, not a curated record. Bases 91 to 276 code for a protein of 61 amino acids. NCBI's taxonomy places the organism in Eukaryota, Metazoa, Chordata, Mammalia, Rodentia, Octodontidae. The transcript has 3 exons.